CGGCGGUCGGCGGAUAUAAGCGGCAGGAUUUCCGCUUUCGCUCCUUUCCGGCGGUGACGACCUCCCCACGAGAACAUGCCUCUCGCGAAGGACCUCCUGCAUCCGUCCCCGGAAGAGGAGAAGAGGAAGCACAAGAAGAAGCGCCUGGUGCAGAGCCCCAACUCCUACUUCAUGGACGUGAAGUGCCCGGGAUGCUACAAAAUCACCACCGUCUUCAGCCACGCGCAAACGGUAGUUCUGUGUGUUGGCUGCUCCACCGUCCUCUGCCAGCCCACGGGAGGAAAGGCGAGGCUUACAGAAGGAUGCUCCUUCAGGCGGAAGCAGCACUAAAAGCACCCGGAAUCAACAUGAGUGGGACACUACCCCAAUAAACAGAUUUUGGAUA
Molecule: messenger RNA, 385 nt
Organism: Enhydra lutris kenyoni (northern sea otter)
Lineage: Eukaryota; Metazoa; Chordata; Mammalia; Carnivora; Mustelidae
Gene: RPS27
Product: ribosomal protein S27
Exons: 4
Coding region: 76-330 (84 amino acids)
Biological process (GO): translation; ribosomal small subunit assembly
Cellular component (GO): cytosolic small ribosomal subunit; ribosome
Molecular function (GO): RNA binding; structural constituent of ribosome
Source: RefSeq, a predicted model, not a curated record